AUGACUGCCUUCUCGUCGGUCGUUCCGUCGUCUCGUAAAAGUUAGUUUUAGAGUUGGCAAUUUUCCGGUUAAAGCAAGUAAAUAGUGAGGAAAAAGUUCUUGUUUUUUAAACAACUGCCCGACGCAAAAAUUGGCGUUCGCGGCGUAUAUUCGUUAAAAGUGUAAGGAUAUCCACAGAAAAAAAUGUUCGAGAGUGAUCUGCGUCCGGAACAUAACGAAGGCCAAUUUUGUCGGCUGUGUUUUAACAAAUCUGACGAUUUACGUCCCCUGUUUCCAACAGCCAGCAUUCCGAACAAGACUUUGCUUCAUAAAAUUUUUGACUGCACCACCAUAACGUUAAGUUUCCGAGAUGAUCACAAUGCACAGAUCUGCUCCAGUUGUAUUGUUAGCAUCGAAGCUUUUUUUAAGUACAAAAUAAAGUGUGUGGAAAAUGACAAACUAUUGCGAAAAAGAAGGACGAAUUUUUUUUCUGGACUCGGUUUAACGUCAGAUCCCGCAUCCGUCAGAGCUAGUGGAAUAUUGGACAAUGAAGAAAAACAGCUAAACAAACCAGAACAGGACAGUAUACGAGAAAAUAAAGACAAUGCAGUUAAGCAAGAAGUCAUCGAUGAAAUUGAUGAUGACGGAUACUUUAACCCUGAUCAGUUUCUUGCUCAGGAAACUCAGAUCGGCGAUAAACAACUUGAUCAAUUGUCUCUGAAUGGAAGUAAUCAAAAUAGUAUCAGUUCAACAGGCAAUGCUGGUUUUGAACGAGGAUGGAGAACAACAGAAUUUUCUCCGCAACCUGGCAAUUCCGGAUUGAAGGCACUCAAGAUAACGGACUACUCUAACUUAACAGGCAAACGUGGAAGGCCACAAAAGUUUAUCACAACAGUUCCAACAGAGAGGCUUCUUGCACGUCCUGGUAUGCGUCCAAAUUCAUUCCAAAACUCGUCUCCUGUAACACCGCAGUCGCGUGGCUUUGAAAGUGCUUAUCGCCAACAUUUAUAUAUGAGUAAUGGUGGGAGACUUCCAGGGCUUCAACCUAUAGCAUUAGGUGGCAGGUACGAUUCAUUUACGUUAACCUCAGCGGAACAGACAAGAAAAGUUCAGAAAUUUCUUGACGACGGCUUGCGAGAUUUAAUUUUAAAUGCAGGCGCUCCAAAUCCCAACUUUUCAAUGGAUGGUGGUUAUACCAGCUUCAAAGUGGUCAAGGCUCGCUGCAAUUCCUAUAACAUAAUUUUCGAGGCGAACCGCUUUCUACGUCGAAAUAAAUCAUGUAGUGGUUUACCGAAAUGGUACUGGGCUUGCAGUAUCAGUGGAUGUCCGGUAAAAAUUUGUAGUUAUAAAGGACGGCUGUUCAAGACCAAUGAUAAAAUUAACCAUAUUCAUCCACCUACGGAGACUGAUGAAAAGCAACAUGAUGCAGUUCUGCCAGAACAAGCAGAUGAAAUACUUUCUCAACAUCAGCAAUUACCGUCUGUAGCACCACAAACACUUCAAUUUCAGCAGCAGCAACAACAGCAUCGCGAACAGCAUGUGACUAAAACAAGUGAGCCGAUGUUGGAUGCAACAUCCCAGAACUGUGAAAAGGAAGAGGAACUCAUUGAUGGUGUUGAACAAUAUGAAAUGACGAGAGACAAUGAUGGAAACGAGAUUUUAGUUUACAAGGAACAUAAGCACAAAUUAACAACUAUUAACGAAAAAGGCGUGAAAUUAUGGAAGUGUAUGGAUACGAACGAAAGCAAUGUAUGCAGUGAUAUCAUUUAUCAAUUUGUCAAUGGAAACAUAAAAUUACGAAAGAUGGUAAAAAAAGAAGAAGUCAGCGAUUUUGAAGAAGGAGAAGAUGAAAUGACAAAUGAUGAUGAGGCUGAAGGAGGCAAACGUAAAAGUCGUCCUCCGAAGGUGGCUGUUUACGAAGGAUAUUACUAUAAGUAUUGCCAUGCAAGGCCGGAAGGAACCCUCUAUUGGAGAUGUGUUAUGAAACAGGACCACAAUUGUCCGGCUUCACUGCAUACGAAAGCAAAUUUUGAAUUUCUUAACUUUAACGAUCAACCGCACAACCACGAGCCGCAAGACCCAGCAAUCAAGCUAGAAAAUGUUAUAGUCUGCAAGGUAAUAGCUGCGGCGAAAUCUCCAACAACGUUGCCAGCUGGAUCCACGGAUUUCCAAUUGGUGAAGAGCGGACAAAAACGAGAAUUCCUCAUCUAUCAAGGCUACCGUUAUUACUUCCAAUAUGAAUCUAAGAACGGCAAACGUUCAUAUCGGUGUACAAUGUUUCGCAAUUGUCCAGCGGGAGCAUUUUUAAUGCCAGACAAUACAAUUGCAGAGGCUAAAAACUUUGUUCACACACAUCCUCCAACAGAAAAUUUGGAGAAAUAUGUAACGAAAGACAGUUUGAUUACUAGUCCAAUCAAAGAUGCCGAUGGUCAACCGCGCAGGCAGCAACAAACAGUUGCUGAAAGCGGACAAUUUCCUAUGCUGUCUGACCCUGUUGCCAGCGCUAGCAGUAAUGAAGAAGUUGCACGCGCGAAUGGCUACAAAAUCAUUAUGAAUUACAAAAACAAAGAGAUACUCAUUUACAAUGGCUGGCGGUAUUUUGUCGAUUACAAAAAGAAGAACGGUGGCCAAGUUUGGCGAUGCUCUUCUCAUAGGCUUUGUCGAGGUGCGGUUCAUCUUUUUCCGGAUGGAUCGAUAAAUUUUGCUAAAUUAGUUGAUCACAAUCAUAUGCCUCCGAAAAGAAGCCUCAAUGCCUCAAAUACUUCUCUAGAUUCUACUCGAAUGGGUGACAGUUUCAACAACGUUAAUUAUUCUAGUAAUGGAAUGUUACCGGAAACACCAUCUAAUGCAUAUGCCCCGCCGUAUCAUCGAUAUAUUACUCAUAACGGACAUCGCUUUCGUUUUGCAACCCGAAAGCGCGAGGGUACUAUUUACUGGCGCUGUGCAAUGAGGUUAGAGACCAAAUGCCCGGUAUCAUUCCAUACUAAGGAAGACACGUAUGAGUUGGUGAGUAUGAGAAAUCAUGAGCACAAUCAUGGUAUACCAUCUCUCUGGCCGGAAGUUGCGGGCGGUCAGAUUGACGAAGAACUUCCUACGGUCAAAAUGCCUCAGGAGGAAAUUGGAACUUCAGAUUACAUUUUGGCAAAGAAUUCUAAAGGUCGAGACGUAAUCCUUUACCAGAAUGGACGGUAUUAUUUGGAUUACUCGAGGAAGGAUGGAAAGAUAGUUUUUCGCUGUUCUUCAGUCGCGGGGUGUCGUGCUACCGUAUUCCUGCUUCCGAACAAAACCCUCCAGGUGAACCGGGAUUUAGUACAUAGCCAUGGUACUACUUCAAUCAUGAACAACUUAAUGAAUCAGUCGAUGCACACGCUCGAUCAAAGCAGUGCUUCCAAAUCAGACGAUGAAGUUCAAUUAAUUGCUCCCCCAGAUCCACUGAGCAUCGAUGUGGAUCAAUCCGUCGAUCCUGCUUCGUCAUCGUCAUCAUCUUCGUCACUUCAAUUGCCCAAGUUCAUAGUACAUCAUGGCUAUCACUACAAGUUUGUUUCUAGAGAUGUGAACGAUCACACAGCAUUUUGGCGAUGCUCAAAUUUCGAAGCUAAAAUGAAUUGCCAGACCUCACUUUAUACUACUCUUUCUGGUCAAGUGAUACGUACUAAUAAUGUUAUACAUAACCACAAGGCCGAAGAUUAUAAUAAUGCUUCUGCUAAUAAUAGUUUAGCAAAAAGGAAAAACUUGAUAGGAUCGAGAGACUAUAAAAUCGUAAAGAACUGGAAGAACCGGGACGUGUUAGUUUUUCAACAAUGUCGGUAUUUUCUCCACUAUGUUAGAAAGGAUGGUCGAAAAGUUUGGCGAUGCUCAGCAAUCCGUAGUUGCCACGCGGCGGUGUACCUCGGGGCAGAUGGGCGUGUUGAUCAGGUGAAAGGAGAACAUGUACACGAUGUACGGGCGGAAGGUGAACCCCGGAGGAGACGUGCAAGAAGAUCACGUCUAGAACUCGUUGCUCACGGUGGAGGUCCUGAUGCAACCAUACCUUCUGCAAAUGGAAAUGAAUGGAUCGAUUACAGUGACUAUGGAAUGCAAAUAAACAGUAGCAGUAAUGAUAAUAAUUCAUUGUGGGAUAAUUUCAAUCCUCAUCAAAUGGGAGCGAUAGGAGAUAAUGGUGCAAAUUUCGACUUCAGCUACCAUUCAGUUUUUGGUAAUCAAUCAAGUUUUGGAGAAAGUUUUGGAAUGAUGACUGCUGGAGCAGACACAACCGGAUUCGAUGAUGACGAUGAAAACCUUCCUUUGGAACCAGAUGUUAGCUUCCAGGAACACGAUAAUUAUGAAAGCCUGCAGAAUCAACAGGAUCUCGACCCGGUGGUAUAGAUUGACAGCGGAGCAUCAAAAAAGAUUUUUUAAAUUGAAUUUCUUGUUUUGAAUUAAAAAUAGUUUACAUACGUUUUAAGCGAAAAAAAAAACUUAGUUUAUUUUUAUAUAGAAUCGCGAAUUUACCUGAACAAAAAUCGAUUAUUUCGGCGAAAUUCUUCCAUAUGAUUCGAGCUGUUAAACCGUUUUAACAGAUAUGUAGUAUUCAUUUUUAGACAUGUCAUACAUAAAAGCGUUCUAUAAUUCAUUUGUGAGACGUGUAAUAACAAAAGCGUAGUAAAAUGGGAAAGAUAACCUUAGAAAAAAUAAAUUAAACCUGCAGGAAGCUACUGAUAAAAGUGCAGCUGAGUUAGAAAAAGGAAGGGAACAUAUUUACACGUUUCACUGAUUGAGUGACGUAGAAGCUAGAAAACAUGUUAUUCCUAUAUAUUUUAAUUAAAACAUAAUUUAUCCUUUCACUAAAAACUCGACGUGAAUAAACCAGCACACAUUAUGAAUGAAUAUGAAGAAUGCAAUUUUACAAAACCCCUUUCCACAUU
Sabethes cyaneus is the source of this 4883-nucleotide messenger RNA. RefSeq lists its product as uncharacterized. The record is from RefSeq and is a predicted model, not a curated record. Gene Ontology annotation, cellular component: nucleus. Bases 184 to 4344 code for a protein of 1386 amino acids. NCBI's taxonomy places the organism in Eukaryota, Metazoa, Arthropoda, Insecta, Diptera, Culicidae. The transcript has 4 exons. Gene Ontology annotation, molecular function: zinc ion binding.